This is a messenger RNA of Mytilus californianus (California mussel), 2189 nucleotides long. RefSeq names its product heat shock 70 kDa protein 12A-like. Gene Ontology annotation, molecular function: ATP binding; ATP-dependent protein folding chaperone. The record is from RefSeq and is a predicted model, not a curated record. Bases 378 to 2096 code for a protein of 572 amino acids. The transcript is spliced from 5 exons. Lineage: Eukaryota; Metazoa; Mollusca; Bivalvia; Mytilida; Mytilidae.
GUACUACCGUAUGUUCGUUUGAAAUAAGAACUAGAAGAAUUCGAAUAUAAAAAGAAAUUCCGAUGUCGAUCUAGGAUUUUGAUAAGGGGGCCUUCAGGCCCAAAAACUAGGCAACAUUUUGAAAUGAACAGGUAAAAAGUCCGAAUUAACAAUUAAUGUAGCUCCAUAAGCCCCCCUCUAAAUCCGCCUCUGAAAUUGCACGUAAAACAUGUGUAAAAUACUACAAUUUAUUUAUACUUCACAAAAAUAAACAUACAAUAUCGAUUACUUCCCUUUAAAUAACAGUUGUAGGCUAAUUUACAUCCUGAUAAUCGACGAUGAAAGAGAAGAAGAAAUUAGACAGAUAAUUCAGGUAUGAUUAUUUUACAAUCAGGCUCAUGGAUGAGACCAGACUUUUUGUUGCUGCUAUAGACUUUGGGACAACCUAUUCUGGAUUUGCCUUUUCGGCCAGAGGGGACACGACUAUAUACACAUGCGAAUGGAGAAACAACGACUUAACAUCGAUGAAAACACCGACAUCAGUACUACUUGAUAAUGAACAGAAACUAAAAGCAUUUGGGUAUGAUGCAGACAACAAAUAUAUAACAUCUAUUGUUCCUGACGAAGAAAUGGAUGAAUACUAUUAUUUCCGGCGGUUUAAGAUGACACUUCAUAACGAGAGAAUUACACUUGAUACUAUGUUAACAGAAGAGCGUGGUAAGCAGAUGAAAGCUCUUGAGAUAUUUUGUAUUGCUAUAAAAUACCUUAAAGAACAGAUGAUCAAGAAGCUAAACAGUAAAUUCCUGACAAUGAAAGUAGAUAUCAAAGAUGAAGAUAUUCAAUAUGUGUUGACUGUACCUGCGAUAUGGGCAGAUCAGUCCAAAUUAUUCAUGAGAAAAGCUGCAGAGAAGGCAGACAUAGAUAAGGACCAAUUGAAAUUGGCAUUGGAACCGGAAGUAGCUUCUAUAUAUUGCCAGGAACUUAGACUAGACGUUGAGAAAGAAGCCAACAGAUUCCUGCAGACGAUCAAACCUGGAAUGAAGUUUAUGGUCAUAGAUUUAGGAGGUGGUACAGCGGAUAUCACGUUACACCAACAACAACAUGAUGAAACACUAGAAGAAGUUGUUCCGCCUAGUGGUGGUCCUUGGGGAGGGACCUCGGUAGAUAACGCCUAUAUAGAAUUUUUAAAGGAGGUUUUUGGCGCGGAAGUUGUUGAAGGGUUGAGAAAAGAAGAUUUAGAAGACUAUUUUCAUCUGUUGCAUGAAUUUGAAAUAAAAAAGCGAUCAAUAACAACAAAAUCAGCAACAAACAUUGUUAUAACAAUGCCUGUUGGCUUAAUGGAUCUUGUUAAAAAACACAAAGGGAACAUGAAUAAUCAAAUCAAAAGGACAAAAUAUAAAGACACGGUCUCGGUUGAAGGACAAAAAAUACACAUUAAACCCAACACUUUCAGAAACCUCUUCAAAGAGACAAUAGAUGAGUUAUUAAAUCAUCUCCACGAACUCUUUGCAGAUCCGCUCCUAUCAAAUCUAAAAAAUGUUGUUAUGGUCGGUGGUUUUUCAGAAUGCGAACUGGUGCAGAUGGCUGUUAGAAAUAAGUUUGGAGAAAAUAGAAAAAUUAUAAUUCCAGAUGAAUCAGGACUUGCCGUUUUAAAAGGAGCCGUCUUAUUUGGUCGACAGAAAAAGAAAAUAACUAAAAGAAUUUUGAAGAAAACUUAUGGGAUUCAAAGCUGGCCUGAAUGGGAUCCAGAUAUUCAUCCGGAAACAAAGAAGAUCCGAAUGGGCGGAACCGAUCGGUGUAAAGAUGUUUUCUUCAAAUUUGCAUCUAUUCGCGAUAAAGUUGAAGAAGGCCACACCUCCUCACAGAUAUUCCAAGCAUUAAAUCCGAAUGAGAAGACUCUCGAAUGUGCGAUCUACACUUCGACUGAUCCGAAUCCAAGAUACGUUACCGAUCCGACAUGUCAACGUCUUGGUAAUUUAAUCGUAGAUUUGCCAAAGCUCAAAGAAGGCGAAACUUUGGAAAUUGAAGAAACACUUGUUUUCGGUGGUACUGAAUUAUUAUUCAGGGCUAAAAAUUUAAAAACCGGUCGAGUGUUCGAGACACAACUAGACUUUUAAUGGCAUAUUCAUUUGUACUAAUGUUAACAUACGAAGUGAUAUAUGAUUGAAUUUUUUUCUGCUUGAAAUUUUUAUAAAUACUUUAUCGUAGUG